Sclerotinia borealis F-4128 is the source of this 339-nucleotide messenger RNA. The record is from the annotation of a GenBank genome assembly. NCBI's taxonomy places the organism in Eukaryota, Fungi, Ascomycota, Leotiomycetes, Helotiales, Sclerotiniaceae.
AUGUUAGUCAAAGCCAUAAGUAAUCAUUGUACUUUCCUUGUGGGUUGUUUGUUGGAAGGAACGCUGCGCUUAUCAGUACCGGUUACUCAAGCAAGUACAGCUCAGCUCAGCUCAGCUCAGCUUAGCUCAGCUGAUCAUUCAUUCAUUUUCUCGAUUAUGCAAGAACUUGGAAAAUAUACGAACCUUGCAACGUUACAGGGUAAGGGUGCUACAGAACGAAAGAGUUACAAUCUUGGACUGCAAGAGAGAAGAGAGAAGAGAGAGGGGAGAGGGGAGGGAGAGAGGAGAGAGAGGAGAGGAGAGAGAAGAGAGAAGAGAGGGAGAGGAGAGAGGAACUGA